This is a messenger RNA of Epinephelus fuscoguttatus (brown-marbled grouper), 3259 nucleotides long. It is a transcript of the gene dis3, whose product is annotated as DIS3 exosome endoribonuclease and 3'-5' exoribonuclease. The transcript has 21 exons. Lineage: Eukaryota; Metazoa; Chordata; Actinopteri; Perciformes; Serranidae. The record is from RefSeq and is a predicted model, not a curated record. Gene Ontology annotation, biological process: rRNA catabolic process. Gene Ontology annotation, cellular component: nuclear exosome (RNase complex); cytoplasmic exosome (RNase complex). Gene Ontology annotation, molecular function: RNA binding; endonuclease activity; 3'-5'-RNA exonuclease activity. The coding region runs from base 90 to 2948 and encodes 952 amino acids.
CACAUGGGCUGCUAGCUAGCUCCUCUCUUGUCAUCAAAUGGUAGGGGAAAAACACCGGGAUUUAACUUUCUGAGGCUUUUACCGUCAUCAUGUUGAAGUCAAAAACCUUCGUGAAGAAGAAACGGUCGGGUGGGGUGAUGAAGAUAGUGCGCGAGCAUUACCUGAGAGAUGAUAUUUGGUGCGGGAGCGAAGUUUGCACUGAAUGCAAACAGGAGUCCACGGUGCUGCAGAGUGACGCGUGUAUUGAGAGCAACCUGUGCUCUUAUCCACAUUAUUUGGUCCCUGACACGAAUGUCGUCCUGCAUCAGAUUGAUGUGUUGGAGGACCCUGUGAUUCGUAAUGUGAUAAUCCUUCAGACUGUGCUGCAGGAGGUACGCCACCGCAGUGCACCGGUCUAUAAACGCCUGAAGGACAUCAUAAAUGAGAAGGAGAAACACUUCUACACCUUCACUAACGAACACCACAGAGAGACGUUCAUUGAACGUGAACCAGGGGAGAGCGCCAACGACCGCAACGACCGUGCAAUCCGUGUGGCGACAAAAUGGUACAGCCAGCACCUGAAGACGUCCAACUCUGAGGCAGAUGGGCUCAAGGUGGUCCUCCUCACCAAUGACCAAGGGAACAAGCAGAAAGCAGAGGAGAGCGGCCUGCUGGUGUACAGAUGUGAAGAGUACAUCAAGAGUCUCAUCGGGAACCCUGAGCUUGUGGAUCGUCUGGCUUUAUCCAAUGAUGACAAGAGUGACAUCACUAGCAGUAGGGUGUUAUUCCCAGAGCACCUCCCCCUGUCCAGGAUUCAGGCAGGAAUUAAGAGCGGCUCUUUCCUCCAGGGCACCUUUAGGGCCAGCAGGGACAACUACCUGGAGGCCACAGUCUUUGUGCAGGGAGAGGGGGAAGACAGCACAGAGGUUCUCAUCCAGGGUCUUCAGAACCUCAACAGAGCGGUGUACCAGGAUGUAGUUGCCGUGCAGCUGUUACCCCGUGAUCAAUGGGUGGCGCCGUCCUCAGUUGUGCUGCAGGAUGAAGGUUCAGCAAAGGAUGAUACUGAGGAAGAGGAGGAAGAGGAGGAGAAAGCGUUGAGGAUAUCCGCAGCUGAAGCAGCCAAGAAGCCCACAGGCAGAGUCGUGGGAAUCAUCAAAAGGAACUGGAGGCCGUUCUGUGGCAUGCUCAAUCCCUCCCAGAUUAAAGAGUCAACCCGACACCUUUUCACUCCAGCAGACCGCCGUAUCCCACGCAUUCGCAUUGAAACACGUCAGGCAUCCACACUGGCAGGCCAGAGGAUUAUGGUGGCCAUCGAUGGCUGGCCCAGAAACUCCAGAUAUCCAAAUGGUCACUUUGUGCGCAGUCUGGGAGAUGCAGGGGAUAAGGACACAGAGCAGGAGGUGCUUCUGCUGGAGCAUGACGUCCCCCACCAGGCCUUCUCUCAGGCUGUGCUCAGUUUUCUUCCCAAGAUGCCAUGGGGCAUCACACCAGAGGACAUGGUGAGGAGAGAAGACCUGAGAAAUCUGACAGUGUGCAGUGUGGAUCCUCCUGGAUGUACAGAUAUAGAUGACGCCCUGCACUGCAGAGAACUGGACAAUGGAAACCUUGAGGUCGGCGUUCAUAUCGCUGACGUCAGUCACUUCAUCAGACCUGGCAACGCUUUGGACAAAGAGGCUGCAAACCGCGGCACCACUGUCUACUUGUGUGGCAAAAGGAUAGAUAUGGUUCCUGAGCUGCUCAGCUCCAAUCUUUGCUCUCUUCGCUCCAAUGUGGAAAGGCUGGCCUUCUCGUGUAUCUGGGAGAUGAACCACAAGGCUGAAAUUCUAAAGACCCGGUUCACAAAAAGUGUCAUUAACUCCAAGGCAUCGUUAACUUACGCUGAGGCCCAAAUGAGAAUUGAUGACACCACCAAGAAUGAUGACAUCACCAAGAGCCUGCGAGGUCUCAACAAACUAGCAAAAAUCCUGAAGAGAAAGAGGAUAGAGAACGGGGCGUUGACACUGUCAUCCUUAGAGGUCCGUUUCCACAUAGACAGUGAAACCCACGACCCCAUUGACCUCCAGACCAAAGAACUCAUGGAGACAAACUCCAUGGUUGAGGAGUUCAUGUUGCUGGCCAAUAUUUCAGUCGCCCAGAAGAUUUAUGAUGAAUUUCCAGACUGUGCCAUGCUGAGGAAACAUCCAGCACCGCCUCCAUCCAACUAUGACAUCCUGCUGAAGGCUGCAAAGUCUAAGGAUGUGGAUAUUCACACAGAUUCAGCCAAGGCACUGGCUGAUUCCCUUGACAUGGCCAGAGUAGACGGCUUCCCGUACUUUAACACGCUCCUGCGCAUCUUGGCCACUCGCUGCAUGAUGCAGGCUGUCUAUUUUUGUUCUGGCAUGGACAGCGAUUUCCACCACUACGGCCUCGCUUCACCCAUUUAUACACACUUCACUUCACCUAUUAGGAGGUAUGCAGAUAUUAUAGUGCAUCGCCUGCUGGCAGUGGCCAUAGGAGCAGACAGCACCUACCCAGACUUGAUGGACAAACACAAGCAGUCAGCCCUCUCCAACAACCUCAACUACAGGCAUAAAAUGGCUCAGUAUGCACAGAGGUCGUCUGUGGCAUUCCACACACAGUUGUUCUUCAAAAGUCGAGGUAUACUGAAUGAAGACGGAUUUGUCCUGUUUGUAAGGAAAAACGCAAUCAUCGUACUCAUCCCAAAGUUUGGCCUGGAGGGAACAGUCUUCUUUGACGCCAAAGACAAGGCGGCUCCAAACCUUGUCUUUGAUGAGGAGGGUCCCACUCUGAAAGUAGAGGAACACACCUUCCACAUAUUUGACAACGUGAAGGUCACCAUCAGCCUGGACUCCUCCAAUAUUCAGCACCAGAAGAUCCGCAUGGCUCUGAUUGAACCUGUGAUCCCUGGUGUGAGUGUUCCAGCCCCAGAUAUUGAACCACAGGCCAAGAAGCCAAAACUGGACCGCUGACACAGGAAGCAGCAUAGUAUUUCCCCCAGGCCACCAGCUGAUCCUCCAGAUCAAGAAGUGGUAGAUGUCUAUUAAAGUCCCAGUUUGGACUCCUGUGUUAAUGCAUCAGCAUAACUAUACUUUGAGUAAAUGUGGCCAUUUUAAUAAACUUAGCACAGUGACGCUGCAAUGUUCCAACCAUUCAAGCAGCAAUCUGCUUUUUUAUGAUGUGAAACACUUGUUUGUACAUAGACAAGAACCUGGAGCGCAAGUCGUGAACGCAGUUUAACAAUGUAGUCUGCGACUCAGUCAUUAAAGUGUUUUUUAAUCUA